Messenger RNA from Dunckerocampus dactyliophorus (ringed pipefish), 953 nucleotides. It is a transcript of the gene cetn4, whose product is annotated as centrin 4. Lineage: Eukaryota; Metazoa; Chordata; Actinopteri; Syngnathiformes; Syngnathidae. The coding region runs from base 316 to 831 and encodes 171 amino acids. Gene Ontology annotation, molecular function: calcium ion binding. The record is from RefSeq and is a predicted model, not a curated record. The transcript has 5 exons. Gene Ontology annotation, cellular component: centrosome; centriole. Gene Ontology annotation, biological process: centriole replication; mitotic cell cycle; nucleotide-excision repair.
UGUCUCUGCUGGGAGAAACUACCACUUGUUGAAUAGUUUGUUGUGGACGUCCACAAAACAACGAUCGCCUUACCUUGACGACUGAAUAAAGGCUCAACAAACACAGGACGUUACGCCAUCCGCGAUAGUCCUCGACAGACGCCACGAAGACGAUCGAUAAUAUUGCAUUUGUGGUCGAUUGAAGAAGAGGGUUCGAGAUCGUGAUCGUCACUCGUGAACGCAUCUUUUUCGCUAACUUCCGGUGUGUAGCUGGAAAGUUGCACUGUUUGUUGGCAGCUUUGCAUCCACUCAAGUUAUCCCGGGAAACAACUUUAAAUGGCGUCAUCUUACCGAAAGGCAGCCCCGUCGACCAGCCAUAAGAAGAAACCCGCUUGUAAGAUUGAGCUGAGCGAGGAACAGAAGCAGGAGAUCAAGGAGGCUUUCGACCUCUUCGACACCGAUGGCACUGGCAAGAUUGACGUCAAAGAGCUCAAGGUUGCUAUGAGAGCGCUUGGCUUCGAACCCAAGAAGGAAGAAAUCAAGAAGAUGAUUGCAGACAUUGACAGAGAAGGUUCUGGAACAAUCGACUACAACGACUUCCUCUGCAUGAUGACUCUGAAAAUGAGUGAAAAGGACUCCAAGGAAGAGAUCCUGAAGGCCUUCCGACUGUUUGACGACGACUGCACAGGGAAAAUCUCUUUCAAAAAUCUGAAGAGAGUCGCCAAGGAGCUGGGAGAGAACCUCACAGACGAAGAGCUGCAGGAGAUGAUCGACGAGGCGGACCGAGACGGAGACGGCGAAGUCAACGAGCAGGAGUUUUUGAGGAUAAUGAAGAAAACCAACCUUUACUGAACUCGACACCGUCUGAUUCUGUGCCUUCUGCCCCCCUCUUUUUUUUUUCCUUUUUAAAAAAACACUUAGUUUGCUUUGUAAAUAGAUACUUCUACAAUGUUCUGUUACCUUGACAUGUUUUU